This is a messenger RNA of Purpureocillium lilacinum, 3492 nucleotides long. Its product is annotated as TTAGGG repeat binding factor. Gene Ontology annotation, molecular function: protein homodimerization activity; double-stranded telomeric DNA binding. Lineage: Eukaryota; Fungi; Ascomycota; Sordariomycetes; Hypocreales; Ophiocordycipitaceae. Gene Ontology annotation, biological process: telomere maintenance via telomere lengthening. The record is from RefSeq and is a predicted model, not a curated record.
AUGGCCGAGCCGGCGCAGACCUCCGCCGGCGCAGCCGCCGCCGCGCCAGACAUCAAGCAAGAGCAUGAGCCGACUGGUCUGGAGGGCCUCGACUUCAACCUGUCGCCCGAGCUCGCGUCGAAGCGGCCGUUCGAGGACGUCGCAACCGGCGCCAUCGAGAGUCCAGAAGCAAAGCGCGCAAAGACGGAGGGCCAGGCAGAAGAGGACUCGCUAGAGGAUGGCCUCGCCCUUCUCGUCCAGAAUGCGCUCUCCAACGUAGGCGACCUGGUCGACCAGUUCAGCGCCCCGCCCGACCCUUUGCCCGCGCCCUCGACCGAGCCCAUGGACGUGGACAGCGCGCCCACCCCGGAACCCAGAAAGGUCCCGGCCACGUUUGCGCUCGAGCCCCAGCGAUACAUUCGCGAGAUGAACAUGCAUGCGCUUGGAAACCUGGCCAUUUCUUUGCUUCUCAUCGUGGCGCAGCCGCCGCUCGAAGAUACCAUCAAGCUUAUAAGAAACGGCGAUUCAGAUCACGGGCGCUCCUACCGCCAGCUGAAACAGUCGUUAGAACAGAUCCGAUCGUUGUACACCUCGAAACACGUCCUGUCGGCGCACGAGCUGGAAAUCCAUGACGCCGAUUCGCGAACCCUACUGGAGCUGGCGAACCUGGCGCAACUCGGCUCUUGGCUGAUCGACGGCAGCCAGACCUCGCUCGACGAGGCCGACGAGUCGUUCCUGUCCAUGUUUGACUGCCAGGUCUCCGAUCUGCCCGCCGGCAUGGAGGAACUCUAUCUUGGCAUCAUGACGCAGAGAGCCGUCGAGUCGCUGGCGGUGAAGGAACCGGAAAAGCCCUCAGAGGAAGUGCUGGGCGAGAUACUGAUGUCGGGUCUCGAGGACCGGCUGCGCGGCCAGCACGGCGGCAACGAGCUGACGUCCGCGGACCAGCACUUUGUCUCGUCCGUUCAGUCCCGCAAAGAGACUUUACAGGGGGAGGCAAAGGAGCAGCCCGAACCAACUGCCCUUAGGGAAAAGCACCCCCUCGAAGAGCUGCUGCGGCUGUACGUCAAGUACGUCAGAGAGCGGCUCGCGGCGGUAUCGCAUCUGGGAUCCAAAUUCGGCAUCUCCACGGAAAUACGCGACGCGUCCGUCACGGCAGAUGUCAUAAGCGACACCACCGUCGGCCACGCCAACACCAAUACCUCCGCCAACCAAGCUGACGCCGAAGUCGACGUAGACCUGGAUGACCUGUCGUCAUUCUUCGAAAAGACAGCUUCCGGACUCGUACAGGACGCGCUGGCCGGCCUGACGGAAGAGACCAACGAGGAGUCGACAGCAGAAGGAGGCGAGCACGGUGCCCACACCAACGGCGAGGCCAAGGCCACAACGGGCCAGACAAAUGGCAAGAUCGAUCUCGCGACAGACUACAAAGAGCUCGAGGCUCUUGUUGCUGAGAGCACCUCCAACUAUGUCAGGACGACGCUGCACGGCCUCUCGCCUGUUCCGUACCAGCCAACCGUCCCCCAAAGUACUACGGAAUCCAUGGCCGCCCAGCUGCCGUAUCUGCAGCAGCUCCACCAACACCAAGCACAGCAUCCUUAUUACACCUCCUACUCACAACGUCCGCCCGAGCCGCAGGCCCCAGCCCCGGCCCCGGGCGAAAACCUACCGCCGAAUCAGACGUGCUCGAGUGCAACGCUGUACGACAAAGCCCGUCAGGCCGCCUUGUCCAAGACGUCAUCGCACACCAGGAGAGAGGGCUCCCACUCGACGAGGCGGCCGUGGAGCCAAGACGAGGAGAAGGCCCUCAUGGCUGGGCUUGACAUGGUUAAGGGGCCUCACUGGAGCCAGAUCCUGUCGCUGUUCGGACACAGCGGCACCAUCUCCGAUAUCCUGAAGGAGCGGACGCAGGUCCAGCUCAAGGACAAGGCGCGAAACCUCAAGCUGUUCUUCCUUAAGACCAACUCGGAGAUGCCAUACUACCUGCAGGCCGUCACUGGCGAACUCAAGACGAGGGCCCCUACGCAGGCUGCCAGGAAGGAGGCGGAGGAGCGGGCACGCAUGAACUCGGAGGAGGAUCAGGCCAAGCUGCAAGGCAUCCUGACGUUGGCCGGCGGACUGCAGCACCCACCUCAGGGGCGAGCCACGGGAAGCCCUGCCACGGGCAUAACUGGCAGCGUCGUGACACCAGCACAAGCCGCGGCGGCUGCUACCUCUGCGCAACAGCAGAACCAGCAGCAGCAAGCCAAUCAGUGGCACACGUCCGCGCAAGCAGCCAGUCGUCUUCACGGGGCAGCCACCGCAUCGGCGUCGACGCCCGCGUCGGCACAGACGACGCAGGUAGCUAAACCCGGUGUGCAGGCGACAACGCAGCAGGUGCUACAGUCGAUGCCGCAGGCUCCUCCGCGGCCGCAGGCCCAGAUCCCUCCUCAGGCGCACAGGCCGCAGCCGUACGGCAACCAACCGCAUCAGCUGCAGUACCAGCAUCUGCAGCAAGCCCAGCAGCAGGCUCGGCCACAGGCACAACAGCAGGCUCAGGGCCAGCAGGGCCAGCAGCAGCACCCUCAGCAAGCCCAGGGCCAGCAGAACACACAGGCGCAGCAGCAGCAGCAGCAGAGCCCCGUUGUUCGGUCGCCGGCAACGCCCCAGCCUGGGACCCCCGGAGCACAACCGCAACGGCCGCUGUCUGCCCAGGGUCAGGCGGCUGCCCAGGGGCACACACCAGCCGCCGCCCAGCUUCUAGCACGGGCUCCGGCAGCAGCCCAGCAGUCGGCACAGGCACAACCCCAGGCUCAAGUCGCUGCACAACACGCCCAGGGGCAGGCCCAAACUCAGGGGCAGCCGCAAGCUCAGCAUCCCCAGAGCCAGUUGCAACCUCAGGCAAGACCACAAGUGCAAGCAGCACAGGCUCAGGCUCAAGCCCAAGCCCGACCGGCGCCUGUUCCCGCGCAAGGCGUCCAGGGACACAACCAGCCUGUCCCGGCUCAAGCAAUCCAGGGAAGACCAGCGCAACCACAGACCCCGAGCCAACCGGCGCAAGGUCAGCCGCCUCAAAGUCGACCGGCCCUCACGCUGCCAGCACAAGGCCAACAAGGCCAGCAGAGCCAGGCUCCUCUCCAGAACAACUUGCAACAACCCCAGCGUCCGCAGAGCCAGCCCCAGGCCUCACCGCUUGCUCUUCCUGUGGUGGCCCGUCCGCCCAGUGCUCCCGCCAACCCGCAGUCUCAGCCUCCUCCUGCAGCGGCGUCCGCGCCUCACGGACACCCGCCUCAGCAGCAAACGCAGCCGCAGCCGCAGCCGCAACCACAGGCGAACCACAGCUCGGGUGCCGCGUCGGCGCCUCCGUCACAGCAGGCGCCUCCUGCCCAGGCACCAGCUCCUCUCGUGCUGCCAACUCAGCCCAUCGAGGCCGCACCGCACAAGUCUCAGGAAGAGACACAGGCCGACGACAACGCCGCCGAGGUGGCCCUGCUCGAGGGUCUGCAGGCCGUUGUGGCCCAGAGCCUGGCAUCGUAA